This is a messenger RNA of Strongylocentrotus purpuratus (purple sea urchin), 3275 nucleotides long. Its product is annotated as transient receptor potential cation channel subfamily A member 1 homolog. Gene Ontology annotation, biological process: monoatomic ion transport; transmembrane transport. Gene Ontology annotation, molecular function: monoatomic ion channel activity. Gene Ontology annotation, cellular component: membrane. The transcript has 9 exons. The record is from RefSeq and is a predicted model, not a curated record. NCBI's taxonomy places the organism in Eukaryota, Metazoa, Echinodermata, Echinoidea, Camarodonta, Strongylocentrotidae. Bases 1 to 1329 code for a protein of 442 amino acids.
AUGCCUUGUACCCCCACCGCCGCCGCCGCCGCCGCCGCCGCUUACACCGUCGCCACCGUUGCCACCACUUCCACCGGCACCGCUUCAAUCGAUCCCACCAAAAUUUUUGAUGACGAUGGUAAUCUUCUCGUGGACCGUAAACACAAACCUAAGUAUUCUCAAAUCAAGAAAGGUCAACAUCCAUUGGCACUUAUGCAAGGACAGGAGCGCCACGCCAAUCUCCUGACCCACCCUCUCUCCAUCAAACUCAUUGAACACAAAUGGCGCAUCCUGGGAUCGGCUGUGAACUCGGUAUCGCUCAUCGUCUACCUCUUCUUUCUUGCUUUCCUCACCGGCUAUGUCUUGGUGAACCCCCCUUCCUCCUUCAUCAAGUUUACCAACAUAUCGACCAUCAUCUGGUAUUACGAGCCGGAUAAGCUCCUGCCCGAAACAACGUACUCUGAGAAAUGGCAAUGGCAGUGUGGAGCACUGGCUAUUUUCCUGGCCUGGAUAAACCUUGCCCUCUACGUUCGGCAGACAUCGACCCUUGGCAUCUACGUCAUCAUGUUUGAAGAUGUUCUUUUUAGCACUGUCAAAUUUCUGGCCGUCAUCUUGCUGUUCCUGAUUGCAUUUGCUCUGGCAUUCAACACGUUACUACUGAACCAGACGGAUUUUCACUCCUUCGGGGACUCCUUCCUUCGGACGAUCGCAAUGACGACAGGCGAACUGGAUUUUAGUCGGAUAUUUCAUUCUCAGAACUACCUGGGUACGGAGAAUGUCAGUACAGAGGAGGACUACGUACUGACAUCUGUCUUUUCCGACCUCAUCACAAGUGUUAUGUUCGUGGUUUUCGCCAUCGUGAUGCCCAUCAUUGCCAUGAAUCUGUUAAUUGGUGUGGCUGUUGAAGAUAUCCAUGGCAUACGGCAGAAGGCAACAUUCUAUUACAUGAAACUCAAGGUCGAUCGAGUCAUAUCUGCUGAGAAUAUGGCGCUCGGCACGCCUCUAGGUGAAUACGUCAUUAGAUGGCUCCCAAUCACGGUUCAAUCCCUGAAGAUAGAACUGUCACGCGGGUCUAAAUUAACUAGGUAUCGAACGUGGUUUGCUUCCGUGAUCGAUUUCGAACAGCUUCGAGAAAGCGUGAGGGCGGUAUGUAAGAGGAACCAAGAGAGAGAAGAACUUCGUAACCAGUUGAAGAUGAAGAAGCCAUCGUGCAGUCAUAUUGAAGACCAGCCCGAUGGAAGGACAGACCAAACUCUACUCCAGAAGCUGUGUCAGAUGCGAGACCAAAUGCAAGACGAAAUACUAAAAGUAAACGGUUUGAUAAGUCAAGUCCAACAGCAAACUGUCUAAAGGUGCUGAUAAUUCAAUGAGUAGUGGCGAGUGGAGUACUUUAGGCUUAGUAAACUUAAACAGUUUCUUAUCAUACGUGAACAUCACUGAAUUUAUGUAUCAAGUUACCUUUCUCUUCUUGUUUCCUUUUUACUCCUUUCUUCUUUCUUCUUUCCUAACCUUCCUCCUUUCUGUCCUAUCAUGUUGUAUGCUGGGUAUGUGUGGUAUAAAAUGCAAUUUCUUCAAUGUUUCUGUUUGAUAAUAUACCUUGCUUUAUGUUUGUUUCCCGCCAUUUAUUUUUUUCCAAAACCUAUUCUAUCAGGGAAACGGUGUUGACAGACCUUAUUUUUAAACAUGAUAAAGGAAGGUGGACAAUUACGUCUUCUAACAUUUAAAACAACACAAGGUCAAUAUUCAGUCACUUUAUGUGUGGGUAGUGAAUUUCAUAUUAAUGUCAUAUUUACAAGGUCUAAAAUAGAAUUCGGAAUUCAGUUAAAAGUCAUUUGUUCAACAAAUUAUGAAUGAUAAAUCCAUGUAAAUAAUCUGGAUAAUUAUGUACUAAAAAUCUAUUUCAUGUUAUCAUUUUGUAUAUUGUAAGACAUUGUUAAGACUAAUUCUUUCUUUUUAAAUAUCCAUAGUAGUAGUAAAUUCAUGAUUUUUUGUUUUGUUUCGUUUUCUGAACUUACUUGUACUAAACUACAUAUUUUAGGUGUGAGUGGCUAGGCUCGACUAGCACAUUUGCUAUAAUAUGGCCUUUUUAAGCAACCAAUAGUUUCUCUUCUCGUAUCAUGUAAAUACUAUUGUAAGAAAUAUAUUACUGAAUGUUCAUGUUAGCAAAUACGUCAAAAAAAUACAAUGUAAAAAAUCUAAAUGAAUUGAAUUGAAUUGAAUUGAAUUAAAAUUAAAAAUACAUUAUACCGGUGCGCUUAAAAGCCAGGGGAUCGGAGGGACCAAUGAUGAAGGCAUACUUAAGUUUUGUCCAAUAUGUACACACAAGUCAGAUGAUCAGCUUCAACAACAACAAUAACAAAAAGACAACAACAGCCUCGUGGAUUAGAUAUUUUUAAAUAAUAUUCAAACGAGCAAAAGCAAAAGCAUGAGCAAUCUGAUUCAUUAUAUUUUGAUACUAACAAGGUCACAGAAAGGGUCAUAUCCUCACGUCCCUGUGUGAUGUAUUGUAUGCUCAUAUAUACCUAUAUAGAACUUCCCUAAAAAACAAGGGGCUUAAAAAUGACUAUUAGUUGUUGAAUCGACUUAAGCUAUAGAGCCAGUAAGUAAUAGUCUGAUUUACAAAUGGACAUACAUGACAUAUUCAUAAUUCCUGCAAAGUUUUACAGAAUUUGAUGUUGGCUGCAAAAGGGACGAAGUAUAUUUAAAGUCUGGUCAAUAUAAUUAUGAAUAUUGGAGUCUGUUAGGGCCUAUAUGGGUAGCAAACAAACGCGAAAAGCCAGAGGCAGAGUAUUAGAUCAAGAAUUAAGAAGGCUGAGGGGUGAAUGUGUUUAAAUAUAAACACCUACAUGUAUCUAUUGUUAAAAUACAGCAUGUAUGUGAACUACAAACCACUGCCACUCCAUGACGUUUUGAUUUUACAAAAAACACCAAUCUAUUCCGCUAGUGCUCACUCAUCUUCAUUUUGCUCUCAAUCGUCAUUUAGCAUUUUGUCAUUGUUAUAUUUUCAGUGUUAUUUUUGUUAAAAGAAUACUACUAUAUGUAUUUUUGUCUAAAUAUUUCUUUGCACUUGAAACAAUUUUGUUCCGUUUAUAUUUUAUACCUAGAGAACAUGCUGUAGAAAUAAUAAAUGUAUACUCAGAUUGAAUAAACCCGGAUACUAUUAACAAACGAAUCGUCAUCAGAUAGCGAUGUAUAGAGUGAUAACAAUAUGUUAACAAACUGCAUAAUACAAUAUUAAUAUGAAAUAGCUAAAUAAUAUAUUUUGUUAAAAGAAUAAUCAAUUAUACAUACUACAG